AUGUCCACUACCACAGCCGAAGUCAGUCCUGUUGUGACCGUCACUGGAACUCGGCCAAAGGCUCGUAUGGCGCUCGAUGGAUCGCCAACAAACUACGGCGACUUCCGCGAUGCCUUGAACCGAGACGGAUACGCCGUUAUCAAGAGCGCGAUUCCCCUGGACCGCGCAACCAAGUACGCGGAUGAGUUCUAUAACUACUUGGAGGGUUUUGGUCUCGGCUAUCGCCGCGACGACCCAUCGACGGUGAAACCGUCAACCCUGCCCGUCAUCAAUGAAAAGGGCAUGAUUUUGGCAUAUGGCGUCACCCACGAGAAGUGGGUGUGGGAUAUCCGCGGUGAGCCAAGUGUCGUAGAUACCUUUGCCAAGGUCUAUGGUGAUGACGAUCUGAUCGUUUCGUUUGACGUGGUUAAUGUCCAGUUUUCAAACCGAAAGGAGAUGCCUGAAAACAAGAACGAUUUGCUAACCCGACAUAGCAAGCCAUGGCCCCAUCAAGACCAAGACCCAGCUAAACCGGGCUUCCGCUGUCUUCAAGGCCUUGUCAACCUCAACCCCUGCGGCCCCGACGAUGGCGGCCUGAUCGUCUGCCCGGGGGGGCACAAAAUCUCCGAACAGUUUCACAGUGAAAUGGCUAAUGAGCCACGUAUCCCCGCGUGGACACCAGAGUGGUUCGGCUUCACGGACAAUGGGAUAAAGUGGCUAGCCGACCAUGGCCUAAAAUGGGUCAAGGUCUGCGCAGAACCUGGUGAUCUGAUAGUUUGGGAUAGCCGCGUGCCGCACUACAAUCUUCCGCCUUCCGGGAAGAAUGACAGGCUCGCGGUAUACACGUGCUAUAUGCCAGUCGCCGAUGCCAGCCAGGAGGAUCUGGUGAGGAAGAAAAAGGCGUUUGAGGCUCGUUUGGGAACUACGCACUGGCCGAAUGCAGUGCACGUUGGAACGAAUGUCGCUAUGCGCAAUGGGAAGCCUUGUCCCAAGAGCCGAGAGAGACCAGUUCAGGAACCUAUUUUGAACGAGAUGACGUUCAAAUUGACGGGAAUCCCGUAUAUCAAACAGGAGGCUUGA
Messenger RNA from Aspergillus nidulans FGSC A4, 1059 nucleotides. Its product is annotated as phytanoyl-CoA dioxygenase family protein. Bases 1 to 1059 code for a protein of 352 amino acids. The record is from RefSeq and is a predicted model, not a curated record. The transcript has 6 exons. Lineage: Eukaryota; Fungi; Ascomycota; Eurotiomycetes; Eurotiales; Aspergillaceae.